Chiloscyllium plagiosum (whitespotted bambooshark) is the source of this 2887-nucleotide messenger RNA. RefSeq names its product RNA binding motif protein X-linked (gene rbmx). Gene Ontology annotation, molecular function: RNA binding. The record is from RefSeq and is a predicted model, not a curated record. Lineage: Eukaryota; Metazoa; Chordata; Chondrichthyes; Orectolobiformes; Hemiscylliidae.
CUAUAAAAGGCGGUGAGCCCGCCAGCGGCGGCCAUUUGCUUUUGUGGCGCAGAGCGGGAUAGCGGCAGCGUUCGGGUGAGCGGCUUCAGAGGGACAGCACUGGAUGCUGCCAGAGCUGGUGAAUUUCUCCAGUACUUUGUUUCUUUCUAGUGAAGUUUGGCUUCUCUCCCACCAGGUGUAAUUUCCUUUGGUGAUAAAGAUUGAAACUGCACGGACUUUCAGGUGACCGUCACAAUGGUGGAAGCAGAUCGUCCUGGAAAACUCUUCAUUGGCGGUCUGAAUACCGAAACAAAUGAAAAGGCACUUGAAGCAGUAUUUGGCAAAUAUGGAAGAAUAGUAGAAGUUCUACUGAUGAAAGAUCGUGAAACAAAUAAGUCAAGAGGUUUUGCUUUUGUUACUUUCGAAAGUCCAGGAGAUGCAAGGGAUGCAGCCAGGGAUAUGAAUGGAAAGUCUUUGGAUGGAAAACCCAUUAAAGUAGAGCAAGCUACUAAACCAGCAUUUGAAAAUAGUGGACGACGUGGACCACCCCCACCCCCAAGAAGCCGUGGUCCUCCUAGGGGGAUUCGAGGUGGAAGAGGAGGUAGUGGAGGAAUGAGAGGUCCACCUCAAAAAGGUGAGCACGGUGAAUGGAUUCAGGAGAUAGAACAGUGCUACCUUAAGAGGAAUGUACAUUUCUUUAGGAGUCCUGAUCCACGAGAUGAUAUGGGAGCAUACUCUGUCUCCUCCAGAGGACCACCACUGAAAAGGGGUCCCCCAGGGCGUGCAAAUGGACCACCACCUAAAAGGCCCCUUCCUUCAGGACCAAUGCGGAGUGGAGGAAUGGGCGGAAGAGGAAGUGGGUCGAGAGGACCUCCCUCACGUGAAAGGGACAGUUAUGGUUCACCACCUUCUCGUAGAGAGAUGAUGCCCUCCAGAAGGGAUGAUUAUAUGCCAAGAGAUGAUUAUUACAACAGCAGAGACAGUUAUUCUAGCAGAGAUUAUCCAAGUUCUAGAGAUUCAAGAGAUUAUGGUCCACCACCAAGGGACUCCUACAGUUCUCGAGAAUAUUCUCACUCCGGGCGCGAUGAAUAUGGCUCCCGAGGAUACAGUGAUCGUGAUGGGUAUGGUGGACGUGAACCACGUGACUACUAUAAUGAUCGCCCAAGUGGUGGCUCCUACAGAGAUUCCUAUGAUGGCUAUGGUAACUCACGUGGUGCUCCACCUGCACGAGGGCCCCCACCAUCUUACAGUGGAAGUGGUCGUUAUGAUGACUACAGCACCAGUUCUCGGGAUGGAUAUGGUGGAGGCCGUGAUAACUACAGAAGUGAGACUUACUCAAGUAGCCGCAAUGAUCGUGUUGGUAGGCAAGAUAGAGGCCCAGCUAUGCCAAUGGAAAGAGGCUAUCCCCCACGUAACUCGUACAACAGCUCGAGCCGUGGAGGAAAUCGUGGAUCUGGGCGCGGUGGGAACCGCUACGACAGGGGCAGUGGCCGAAGCAGAUACUAAAACUGAACUUGAUAUACCAUGGACCAAAAAAAGCCCUUGCUCUUAGUGCUUUUUUUCCCUUACUGAAACACAGACAAAAUUUGAGGUGAAAGGACUGUCAGGUGCUUUCCAUGCAAGCAGAUUUUGAAAACUUUAAUUUUGGUUUGCUGUUUCAUGUUAGUUUCUUGUUUUUUUAAAAAAAAAGUCAGUUUGUACAUUCUAGUGGGAAUGGUGCAGAGACUGGUUAAAGAUGGAAAAAAAAGUUAAUGUUAUAACAGUGCUACUGUCUGUGGCUUUCUCCAUACAUAAAUAUGGAUAUAUAGAAAUAGAUCUUGCUUUGUUGCACCAGUGCUAUUGUGAAAUAAAGACUGAAACCUUUUCAGUGAAACCUGUAUGUUUUUUAAGCAAGCUGCUUUUGGGUGGGAAAUGCAAAAGCAAAUCAUGUUAGCCUGGUUUUUACAAGUGGGAAGGAAAAAAUGUCCAGACAACACAAUACACCAAAGAGCAAGAAAUGGCGAUGACCGGUCAUUAAUUGCCCAAUGAAACAUUGCAAUUUCAAAAUAUGCCAGUUAUGUUUCAGUCUCCUCCAGUUCCAGAUCACCAUUCAACUUCUCAACUCCAGUCACAGCUGACUCUGAAGCAAGCUGGCUUUUUAAAAAAAAUCAAAUCGUCAGCAGUGAGUAUCUUAAAGUGUUUUGUUUUUAAGUUCUGGCUUAAAAUGGAUACAAGUCGUAAAUUUCCCAAAUGUCGUUAAAACACUUUUAUGACUCAAUUUUCUGAAAGUGUAGUGUCUCACCUUUAAAAGGAAUUUACUAUGGUUUUAAGAAUUAAGCAUCAAGAUCUGCAAUGGCCUGUCACUGUUCAAAAGUUGGAGACUUAAAGACAGUUGAAUCUAGAACAUUCUCAGCCGAUUCAAAGGGCCAUUUUAAUGUGAAAAGAACAACUCUGGUAAGCAACGCAACCUUAUUUUGUUAACCUACUAAAUGAAACCUGUGGUUACAUAAGGAAGCACAUCGUUCACCAAUUAAUACUCCAUGUUGAAUUUAAACAGAAAAGUGGAAUUAUGUAGGUAAUGAGCAAACAAUUUUAAAUUACCUACUAAAUGAAAUACGAUUACAUAAGGAAGUGCAUCGUUCACUCAACAUAACUCCAUGUUCAGUUUAAACAAAAUGGAAUUGUAUAGGUCCAGCAGCAAAUCCUUUUUAAGUUACCUACUAAAUGAAACCUGUUUCUUAAGGAAGCCCAUCGAUCACCAAAUAUAACCAUUCUCCUGUUCGAAUUUUAAAAAUGAAAUGGAAUUCUGUAUGCUAUCUCAAAACUGAAACCUGUGAAACAUUUUCUGAACCACGUUGGACAAGCAUUCAGCAGCAGCACUGGACUGGAUGGCCAAUGGAAAAUGUAAAUUGAGAUUUAUUGUUUUUUU